This is a messenger RNA of Cynara cardunculus var. scolymus (artichoke), 3118 nucleotides long. RefSeq names its product glutamate receptor 3.4. Bases 249 to 3065 code for a protein of 938 amino acids. The transcript is spliced from 6 exons. The record is from RefSeq and is a predicted model, not a curated record. Gene Ontology annotation, cellular component: plasma membrane. Gene Ontology annotation, molecular function: glutamate-gated receptor activity. Lineage: Eukaryota; Viridiplantae; Streptophyta; Magnoliopsida; Asterales; Asteraceae.
UGUUUAUUCGUAUCUCACUGCCAAUUUGCUCCAAAAACAUUGAAUCUGUAUCAUAAUCUUGUGGGUUUAUGUUUCAUGGUUCUUGAAAUCUUGAUUCUUUGCCCAAAGCUAAAGUUUUCUGGUUCAAAUCCAUGGCUGCAGCUGCAGCUGCUUCUGUUCAUCUUCAUCCAUGGCUGAUUAAGUUCAAUUGACUCGAUUUUCGAAAAGGGUUUUCUUUUCCCUUCAAAGAAACUGGAGAUUUGUAAACGAUGAAACCAAGUUUAUUGGUUUUUGGUAUGUGGGUGAUGAUGAUGGUGGUGGUGGCUAUGGCGGUCAAGGGUAAAACUGGAGAUACAACAGUUGAUUCAUCAUCGUCGUCUUGGAGAAUUCCUAGGGUUGUCAAUAUUGGAGCUUUAUUCACUGUGGAUUCGGUUAUUGGGCGGUCUGUGAAACCUGCUAUUGAAGCUGCCAUUGAUGACGUCAAUUCUAAUCCAACUGUUCUUGCUGGAACUCGACUCAACCUUAUUUUGCAUGAUACCAAUUGCAGUGGGUUUCUUGGCACAGUUGAAGCUUUGCAGCUGAUGGCGAACGAUGUGGUGGCCGCAAUCGGGCCGCAAUCCUCCGGCAUCGCGCACAUAAUUUCCCACGUCGUAAACGAACUUCACGUACCGCUCCUUUCGUUUGGUGCAACAGAUCCCACACUUUCAGCUCUUCAAUUCCCUUUCUUUGUUCGUACCUCACAAAACGACUACUUCCAAAUGUCGGCCGUAGCCGAUUUGGUCGCAUAUUUCGAUUGGCAAGAAGUCAUCGCCAUAUUCGUAGACGACGAUUAUGGCAGAAACGGGAUCACAGCUUUGGGCGAUGCCCUUUCCAAGAAACGAGCCAAGAUUUCAUAUAAAGCUUCAUUUGCCCCAGGUGCAACUCAAACUGACAUUACUGAACUACUAGUCAGAGUCAAUUUGAUGGAAUCUCGAGUUUACGUCGUUCACGUAAAUCCCGAUUCAGGUCUCGAGAUUUUCACGGCGGCAAAGAAGCUUGGAAUGAUGACAAAUGGUUAUGUUUGGAUUACGACAGAUUGGCUUCCGGCGGUUUUGGAUUCGUCGGAGUUUCUGGAUCCGGAAACAACGGAGCAAGUACAAGGUGUGGUGUCGCUCCGGCAACAUACGUCGAAUUCCGAUGCCAAGAAAUCUUUUACAACGAAAUGGAAGGGUAUUAAAGAUAAAGAGACAUCUAGUUUUAAUUCAUAUGCUCUUUAUGCUUAUGAUUCUGUAUGGUUACUUGCACAUUCUCUUGACAAAUUCUUGAAAUCAGGAAAACGGAUAACGUUUUCAUAUGAUUCUAAGCUUCGAGACACUAAUAGAAGCGAUCUUCGGUUAUCGGCUCUUCGGAUUUUUAACGAAGGAGAGCAGCUUCUCGAAACGGUUCUAGCCACGUCGUUCGUGGGUUUGACCGGUGAGGUGAAGUUUGACCCGGACAAGAACUUGAUUCAUCCGGCCUAUGAUGUUGUGAACAUAGGUGGGGCCGGUUUACGGACCAUCGGGUUCUGGUCGAACCAUUCUGGGCUCUCGGUUGCUUCUCCUGAAUCGUUAUACACAAAGGCUUCAAACCAUUCUGCUGGUAAUCAACAUCUUUAUAGUAUUAUUUGGCCCGGUGAAACGAGUACAAAGCCUCGAGGAUGGGUUUUUCCGAACAACGGUAAGCCGUUGAGAGUUGCGGUGCCGUAUAGGUAUAGUUAUAAAGAAGUUGUGACGAAAGAUAAGUCUCCGCAAGGGGUAAGAGGAUAUUGCAUCGAGGUUUUUGAAGCUGCCGUGAGUUUACUUCCGUACCCGGUCCCUCGAAAGUACGUAUUAUUCGGCGAUGGUCAAAGAAACCCGAGCUACAACGAUCUUGUGAACGCGGUUGCAGAACAUAAGUAUGAUGCAGCAGUUGGAGAUGUUACUAUCAUUACAAACCGAACGAGGAUCGUUGACUUUACGCAGCCGUACAUGGAAUCCGGGCUCGUAAUAGUUGUUGCCGCCAAAGAACUGAAACCGAAACCAUGGGCAUUUCUCAAGCCGUUCACCGUCGAGAUGUGGGUGGUCACCGGUGGAUUCUUUCUUUUCGUUGGAUUCGUCGUUUGGAUUCUCGAGCAUCGGUUGAACCACGAGUUCCGUGGACCACCAAGGCAACAAAUCAUCACAAUCGUCUGGUUUAGCUUUUCAACGAUGUUUUUUUCGCACAGAGAGAACACCGUGAGCACGUUGGGACGGUUUGUUCUCAUUUUGUGGCUGUUUGUAGUGUUGAUUAUUAAUUCGAGCUACACAGCCAGUUUGACAUCGAUCCUCACGGUACAACAACUGUCUUCGCAUAUUGAAGGGAUCGAUAGUUUGAUCUCAAGUAACGACCCGAUUGGAGUUCAAGAUGGAACUUUUGCGUAUAAUUAUUUGAUUCGAGAGCUCAAUAUCGCAGAGUCUAGAAUCAAACCAUUGAAAGGUGAGGAAGAGUAUGAAAACGCACUCCAGUUAGGUCCUAAAGGCGGCGGCGUGGCGGCCAUUGUUGACGAGCUUCCGUAUGUCGAGCUCUUCAUGCGUUACACCAAGUGCAAGUUCAAGAUUGUUGGCCAAGAGUUCACCAAAAGCGGUUGGGGUUUCGCAUUCCAAAGAGACUCUCCUCUAGCACUCGACCUCUCGACAGCCAUUCUCCAACUCUCGGAAAAUGGAGAUCUGCAACAAAUCCACGACAAAUGGUUGUCUUCUGCCUCGUGCUCGACUCAAAACAACGAUGACGUAGAAAACAGCCUCUCCCUCAACAACUUCUGGGGCCUAUUCCUCAUUUGCGGCGUCACGUGCUUCAUUUCGCUCGGCAUUUUCUUCUGCCGGAUGUUGUGUCAGUACCGUCGGUUUAAUCCCGAUGAAGAAGAAGCUGGUCACGAGAUCGUGGAGCCGGACUCCGCGAGUCGCAGCGAUCGACGAUCAUCACGCGCCAUUAAUUUCAAGGAUUUGAUGGAUUUCUAUGAUAAGAAAGAGGCAGAAAUCAAGGAAAUGCUUAGGCGAAAUGGGCGUCAAGCUAGCAGGGACUCAUAUGACCAUACUGAUUCACCUUCCUAAAAAUGGAAAGUUUCCUUUUCUCUUCUUUUAAAUUAUACAAGGUUUAUAUAGGC